CGGAAGCGGAAGUGUGAUAAGAAUGAUGAUGCACUAAGCUGUCAGUUACAUUUGUUUGCAUCAGACUUUAUUUUUACUUCUUGCUAAAAGCCACGUACCGGCUUACAGUGAGGCAUUUCGGACCAUCUUACUCGAGGAUAAAGAAGAGAUUUUCCAUCAUAACCGGAGAAAUGAGGAGCUCAGGAGUUUUAUAUCUGCAACUUUUGCUGUUGAUUGUACCUCACAUCAGCUGCUGGAAUGAUGAUGCUGUGUUACUGCGCGAUGUUCAGGUGCUCACCCUCUACAGAGGACGCUACACCACUGCACGUCGCUCCAGCCCCGUUCUACAGCUGCAGUGUGCUGGAGGGUCAGCUGGCUGUGGAUCAUAUGUCCCAGAGGUGGUGCAGUGUUACAACAGAGGAUCAGAUGGCAUAGACACACAGUGGGAAUGCAAGGCUGACAUGGACAACUUGUACAGGUUUGGGCGUGUGGAGGUCUCCUGUGAGGGCUAUAACAGUCCUACUGAUGCCUAUGUGCUGAGAGGCUCAUGCGGUCUGGAGUACACGCUAGAGCUCACGGCAGAAGGGAAGCAGCAGCACACUCAUGGCUCCGGGGGCUCGUCCGGCUUCUCAGGCUUUGCCUCUAACUUCUUCCAAGGCUUUUCCAAUCAAAAACAGCAGCAGAGAGGAGGCCCCUAUCAGCAAUCCGACAGCCAGUAUUCCUUCCAAAACAGCCCCUCUGGUGAUGGAGUGGGUGGGCUUAUAGCAAUAGCCUUCCUUUUGUUGGUGGCAUAUGCUGUAUACAAGAUGUUUCUGUGCAGUCCUUCUCACGGCCACCAAGGUUACAAUGGAGAUGGGACUCAGGGAUUUGGUGGGGCCUUUGAUAACAGCCAAGGCAUGGGACCGCCACCUCCUGGAUUUAAACCAGAUUAUUACUCAGAAGACCACUCCAGCUCAAGGCCCGGGUACGGCUUUUCCGAUGCGUACACCAGACCUCAGAGUUCCUGGACCGGUUUCACUGGUGGAAACAGACCUGGUGGGGGCGGAUUCUGGACUGGAAUGGGCACAGGUGGAAUUCUGGGAUAUUUGUUUGGGAAUCAGAGACGCCAGCCACCAAUGGGGUAUACAAGACCAUCUUAUUCCAGCAAUCCUUCUCCAGCACCAAAAACAAGCUCAGGAACACGAACCGCCUCAGGUUUUGGAGGAACUAAAAGAAGAUAGAUGAGAUUAUGAGCAUCUACUCUCACAGCCUCAGUUCUCAGAUUGGAAAUGAUAAACGGGCACAUUACAACGAAUUACAACUUUUUCUUCAUACUACUGUUCAUUCAUUACCCGGACGUUGCUAGACUAAAUGUAGCUCGUUAUUGAUCUUGAUUGGUGUGUUGCUGUUCUUUUUUCAUACUGGAUUUAACUAUGGAUAUAAUACACCACCGAAAAAAAAUGAUCCUAUUGUUUAUCAUGCAUUUAUUGCAAUUUUGUUUUCUCAAAAGAAAAUUUGAAUGUUUUAAUAAAAGUCUUUAUUUUCUAUAUAAAUAUAUUUCUGUAAAUAUUUAAAGUCAACAUUAAAUCGAAAUGAACUCUGUUUACUUAAUUCAAGUACUUGGCCUUAUUCUGCAACGAUUCAAUAUUAUUCCAAAGAAAUUAUAUUAAAGCCUUUUAAUAUAAUGCAUCCUUGAAAAAAAAGUCAUCAGAUACAGUCCUGGCUCCAUUCUGGCAUAGAAAAUCGUAGAUAAUAAAAUAAGUGCCUGCAUAGUUUCUCAUUGAAAAUUCUGUUUAAUGGAAAAAUAUUGAAGUAAAAUUUGUUGCAAAUGACAUGUAAUGUUGACUUUAUAUCUUUAUAUAAAAAGAGAUGUAUCAAAAUCAUGUAAAAUAUUCUAGGUUUUUUUGUGAGCGUGUUUGAGAUUAGCUGUUACUAGACAUACUGUGAUGAAGUGCUUUGGCCACUGGCUAUUGUGAAAACAUGCAAACUGAUACGUUAAGGCAUAAGAUGUCAAUUUGCUUACUCUAUUACUCAUUGCCUUUAUAUUAAAAUUCUGAUUUGGAAAA
Molecule: messenger RNA, 2024 nt
Organism: Megalobrama amblycephala (Wuchang bream)
Lineage: Eukaryota; Metazoa; Chordata; Actinopteri; Cypriniformes; Xenocyprididae
Gene: saraf
Product: store-operated calcium entry-associated regulatory factor
Exons: 6
Coding region: 171-1199 (342 amino acids)
Biological process (GO): regulation of store-operated calcium entry
Cellular component (GO): endoplasmic reticulum membrane
Source: RefSeq, a predicted model, not a curated record